AGAGGGUGGCGCAUGCGCGUUGUGCCGACGCCAUCUCUGAAAUACUGUGCCUAUUAUUUCUUGUUCUUGAGUAAUUUGAAUGCUAAUUUGUGGUAAAAACUGUGAUUCAGUGAUGGAAUUAUUGUGCCGCGAGUGAAAAAAAGUGUUCGUACUAAGUGUUUGCUCAGAACAGUGCAUCGUUAGUGACCCGCCGUCGGCGCCGUUGCGGAAGUUUCUGUGCUAUAGCAACGCAUAUUUUUUGCGGCUAUCACCGCCGCGGUCACCGCACAGGGCUAUUUCAUGGACUGUUCUCGUCGACUCCGCUAGUGCUUACGCUUCGGAGGAGAGUGUAUAGACGCAUUUGAUAUGAAUUCUGCUUUAAAGCCGGUGCUGCCCCAGCCGGGGGUGCCGCAGCCGGGCGGGCAGGCGAGUCCAGCCAAGGCGAACGUCGCCAAUGCCAACCACGCCGUGGGGCUCCCGCAAGGAGCACAGAACUCUAUGCACCACGGCACCAACAAUCUCGUCGGUCAGAACUUGACGCAUCACGCACCGGCGCCGCCGGCCCCGGCUCAUCCUGUGCCUUCCAUGGCCCCGGUCACCGCCAACAUGGCACAAAUGGCACAGAACAUGAGCCACCACGGCAACCUCUCGCACGUCACCCAGAACUCUGUGACUCCCACAAAUGUAGCUGCUAGCCCAAACAAGAGUGCCAGCACUAGUGCUACAGGACCACUCAGCUUGGUGGCGGACAAACCACAACCUUUGGCCUUGACCCGAACUCCUGAAAAGAAAGAUUCUGAGACUCCUGGACAAUCAAAUGGCACAGUUGAGUCACCAAAGUCGGCUUCUAAUGCUCCAGCUGCAUUGAAACCUCAGAAUCCAGAACCUAAUAAAGAAAAGCAAGAUAUUGCUAAAACAUCACCAAGUACUCCAAAGCCACCUGAAAAGCCAACUAGCGCUCCCACAACUCCUCAGAAAAGUGAACCUGCCGUUCCAGUGAGCACAACAGAUGGUGCAAGUCAGCCUAAAGUAGCUACAGCUAAUGAAGCCCCUGAAAAGUCUCCUUCUAAGCCUGUUGAGCUGAAACCUGCACCAACAGCUGAUGUGGCUCCCACACAGAGUGAUAGCAAGCCCGUUCCAGAGUCAGCUAAUGACAGUCAAUUACAAGAGAAAGCACCAACUCCCCAGAAAUCUUCAGAUGCUCCUGCUGAGGCAGCUAAGGCAGAGAGUCCUGCUAAACCCGAAGAGAAGAAAGAGGAGCCAAAGCCUGAGAAGCCAGCACCUAAUGGUACUGAAGAAAAGGAACCGAAAGAGGAAGCUAAAGUUGAGAAAAAAGAAGAAGUGAAGAGUGAACCUCCUAAGAAGGAGGAAUCUGUUGAAAAGGAACCUCAAAAACCACAGAAGCCUGAGGAAAAACAGGAAGAGAAGAAGCCUGAGACAAAAACUCCUGCAAAAGAAUCUAAAGCUGCAAAGUCAACUAUAAAGUUGGCCACAGUGACUCCACCUAUGAGAAAGAGGAGACAGACUUCCCCCAAGCCUUCUGAAGGACCCACCCCAGCUAAGAAAGCUGCUUUGGAAGGCGAGGCAUCCACUCCUGAUUCCAGGAUUAAGAGAAACAGGACACAGGUGCAGUUGUACCAGUCGCCGACGCCCGAGCUGGCGAUGGCCACCAAGCUGUCAGCGUCCGCCGGCCGCUCCACGCCGACCAAACCAAACGACGACAAGCUUAUUGUCUUUUACAAGAAUGAAUACCUGGCCGUACGCAACGCCGAGGGUGGAUUUUACGUGUGCCAAACGACGCAGAAUGUAUACCGUACCACGCGCAAGAUCAAGAUCCGCUGGCUCUCCCAGGACAAGUCCGACCCCUCGGGCGAGACGUACAAACCUGACUUCUAUGACGUCACUGACAUGGAAUGCGUGCUGACGACGCUGUCGCUGAAGCGCGUGGAGGGCGGCGGCGGCGCGCAAAUCCUCAAGCCUGCAGAGGAGGCCCGCGCCAAGUCCAUACUGGAGCGAGCGCUGAAGGCCGAACAAAGUGGUGCUAACAACAUGGAGCUCACCGAGGAGCACCCUGAUGGACUGGACCUCUCGCUCUAUACGGACGAGUCUCAGUUGGAGAAGAAGACCAAGUCGCGCAAGCGCACCAGCUCCAAGUCAUCGCCGCGAACCAAACAGGAGUCCGCUAGUGAGACUGCGAAGGAUGCAGCAACGCCUGCUAAAAAGGCGCGAACGACACCCAAACGCAGUCCGAAAAGCGGGCGCAAAACGAAAGUGACGCCUCCAAAACAAAACAAUAAGCGAAAAUCGGCAGGUAGUACGCCUAUAAUGGCGAGCACAAGCAAGGUAGGCAUAGUACAACGGAUAUAUAGAAAUACGGCAACAGCGGUGACUGAGAAAGCUAAAGGGAAGAGUACGCCUAAACGCACGCCUGCCAAGGCAAAGGUUGAGAAGGUGGAGAAACCAGUGCCUGCCACGACCAGUUCUACGCGCAAAGGCAGAAGGAGUGCUGCGAAAGUAGAUAAACCGGCGCCCGUGACGCCCGUGCCGUCGACAUCGACAGGCAAGACUACCCGCACCCCGCGGAAGCCGCCGGCGAAGAAAUAAUACCCGUGACGACAGACCGUCGCGGACUUAUAGUGAACGGACAAUGUGAGAACGUUAAUGUUGGGUUUGUUUAGCCGCGUCGCUAGUGCCGGUGGGGUUGGGAUUUUUUUUUUAACAAUUUAUUAUAUUAUAAUGUAUAAGGGAUGGAUAUACAUAUCUAUUUUCUGCAUCCAAUUGUUCAGCCUCUGCGGCUACUGCACGGGUUUGGCUAUCAUACGCGGCGCGAUAAAUAUCACGGGUUUUGAUCAAUAGGCGCAGCAAAUUCUAUCUCCGAUCUGCAUUCUGUGGCUAUUAGUUUAAUGGUCUUUCCAAUUACAUAUCGAGCGCCACGCGACCAACAUCGCGAGCACCAACCAGUAAGCUGUACGAUGACGUUUCUUCAUAGACAACAUUCGCUGUUUCUAUUGAUCGAAAGCUGCGUCAUUUUUCUCUUCGCGAUAAAGUUAUCCCACGCAGUACAUUUUAACACGAGCCGCUGCAGCGGCAUGGAUUACGUAUCGCACACGAGACGACAUAUAACGCGGGCUUCAAAUCUUUAAUCAAUAGACGUACGACAACGGGGGCUGACUAGAUAUUUACUUAUUUUAUAUAUUUGACGAUGACAAUUCCCGUCCGCACUAGCGACGCAUAAUCUAAAACAUUAUAUCUUCUAGAAGAUAUUUAUUUUUGUGUACAACUGUCUCUGUCAGCAUAAUCAUGUUUUAUUUUUAAUUCUCUAGCAGUUGUCUCCUGGAUAAUUUACGUUUUAAAGUAAUAUUUUAUUUAAUACCGACUUUAAAAGCCACACGGGACGAACACCCUUGUAAUAUUUGCAAAAUAAAGUACAUACGUUAACAUAGUCAUAAAAUGUAAGCACAACUGGUGAAUUUUUCAAGGGAAGAUUUUAAAUAUAUUUAAAUGUAAGAAACUAAGAAAUUUGCUCAUAAGAGUCCCCCUACAAGUUUUCGUGUACCUAUUAUUAUACUUCCAAGGCAUUUAUUGUUUCUAAAAGAUACAUGUUUACUGUCAAGUAAAAUUGUUUCAUUUCGAAACACAUGAAGUAAAGGCCUACUUCCAACGGGUUCCUCUUUUUUACCUUUUUUGGGUACGGAACCCAUCAUGCCGUGCAAACUUUCUUUCACGCGAUUUUGCCUUAGACAAAAGUAAUAAUUCUAAAGCAAUAAUAUUAUUCCUUAUUUUUUGUAAAAGUCGAGCAUCACACUCCCAAGUAUAUUUCUUUUUAUAAUCUAUUUAAGAUGUUUAUCUUUUGGAAACUAACAAAAACUAACUGCAUCAUUAGGUGUUAGGAUUCACUGUAAAUAUCUACAGUUAAUUAUUAACGAAACUAAAAGUGUUAACAAGUUAUAAAUUGUUUUUAAGGGAGUUGCUUCAUUCGUUCAGUGCAUUCUUAGCGUGUCGAGUGAUUGUUUAAAGCUGGGUCGAUGUCAAUAAAGAAUACGUCUCACGCGCUGUGCGCUGGAGCAAACUUUGACUUACAAACGCAUCGCGAAUUCGCGACUAUUCUUUAUUGAUGUGGCCCUGCCUUAAUAUCUACGCACUAAGUUAUGCGCCUAAGUUUAACCGCCUAUUAAUUGUAUGGCGUACAUUAAGAGAUCAUUGAAUUUUAAACUGUAAGUCUAAUGUAUUUCAGAGGUGUUUUACCUGACCUAUUGUUGGCUAGUCUUAUACAAGUCUAUUAGUUGUCAAUGGAUAUUUACUGUGCAAGUUUACCCUCUAGAUACGAACGAAUGGACGCGGUCACUCCCUAAGACAGUGACUCGAUAUCGAAAGAUGCCUCCUUCAAUUAGGCAAUAGAAUUAGAUGUUCUUUUUAUAAGAUUAGGCUAAAACAAAAGAAUAAAAUUUAGUAAUGCGACGAAAAUCUUGUAUAUCAGUACAAAGAAUUUAAAAAAAUAUUAUCAGAUAAUGUUUUUAUCACUGCACAUUUGCUUCACAAGAAUAUAUUUUGAUAUGGACAGUGUUUAUUUUAAGAUGUAGUGUGUUGUGGUAUAUUUUGAUUAUGAAACGUUACGGGAAAUUCAAAAACGUCUUGUAUUUGUAUUGUUUGAUAUACUGGACCAAGCAUUGAACGAACAUUUUUAGACCGAGGGAUAUUGUAUCGUAACUGUACGUCACUGCCUCCUGUAAGUCUUCAUGGAAUGUGUAUGUUACGCGAUAGAUAAAUCAAUCAAAUCUAUUUAAGAUAUUAGACAAAUUCAUAUUCUAUGUGAAAUACUAGAUAAGUAGGGUUCCGUUGGAGCGAGUUCAGCCUGUUGUCGCCAUGGUUAGCCAAGUGCCGGCACUCCCUCGGGAACCCUCCCUGUUACAGACCCCGUUAUGGCCACGAUUUUUUUUGUCAGUUAUAUUGCGUCACCACCUCAAUGUAAGGUUGUUUCUUUAUAUUUGUUGCAUACAAGAUGGCCGUACAUUUUUUGUUAUAUUGUUUUCCAUUAAAACACUUAUGUUGUUACAUUAUACCCGACAGCUCGGUGUGGGUGUGAGUGUGUGUGCGACAUUAGAAAAAUAAAGUACCUUCUAGGUCGUAUUUUUAAAAUAGGAUAAUUCUAAAGAAGAUUAAAAAAUAAGCUUAGAUUAUAAAUUAUUGUGUGUGUAUUUUCUGUUUAUAACGUGUACCUAUGUGGAGAAUGCGACGCUGGUCCUCUGGUACAGUAGCUGUAAAACAUAUUUUAGCGUUUUAUACAAAUGGAGAUAUCAGUUCGAGAGUACUAUUGUAACAGAAAGUCCACAAAUUUAUAUGCAGUUCAGAAUUAAAAUAUAAUAAUUUAAGAAAACGA
This is a messenger RNA of Pectinophora gossypiella (pink bollworm), 5356 nucleotides long. RefSeq names its product proteoglycan 4-like. The record is from RefSeq and is a predicted model, not a curated record. The transcript has 9 exons. NCBI's taxonomy places the organism in Eukaryota, Metazoa, Arthropoda, Insecta, Lepidoptera, Gelechiidae. The coding region runs from base 346 to 2583 and encodes 745 amino acids.